Molecule: messenger RNA, 963 nt
Organism: Truncatella angustata
Lineage: Eukaryota; Fungi; Ascomycota; Sordariomycetes; Amphisphaeriales; Sporocadaceae
Exons: 3
Coding region: 1-912 (303 amino acids)
Source: RefSeq, a predicted model, not a curated record
AUGACUGUUGUUGUCGUCGCCGGCGGCCUUGGCGACCUAGGCCGUCUCAUCACGGGAGCCCUUUAUGAGACUGGCAAGUAUGAAGUUUAUACUAUGUCAAGGAAGGCUGCGCACGACAGCUCCCGCCGCGUAUCGCCGUUGACAGGCAAAAGCUACAACCCUAACAUUCAGACCGACUACUCGGAAGAUUCAUUGACUAAGGAAUUGAUAGAAAAACAUUGCCCCAGCGUUGAGCGCUUCAUACCUUCUGAGUUCAAUGUUGAAUAUGAUGUUGGUGAUAAUAUCCUACCUUACCCGGAGAAAAGAUUUCACCUAUACGCUCGACAGGAGCUGCAGAAAACAAGCACGCUCAAGUAUACAUACAUCUAUCCGGGUAUGUUGAUGGACUAUUUUGGGAUGCCGCGCGUGAAAAGCAGCCUGCGUCCGCUGUGCUUCUUCAUCGACCCUGCAAACGGACAUGCGGUGCUGCCUGGAGACGGGGAGGCCAAAAUGAGCAUGACGUUCACCACAGAUGUUGCGCGGUAUGUAGCGCUCGCGCUCGAGUUGGACGAGUGGCCACGAAUUCUCGCUGUGGCAGCCAGCACGGUCUCGUUGAACGAGCUUGUCAGGCUCGUGGAGAAGAACCUGGGUCGUAAGCUGGAAGUGCGCUAUCAGCCAGUGGAGAAACUACUCAAGCAUGAGCCGGUGGAUCUUUUGACGAACCUCGACAUUGCGAAAGAAUACCCGGAACGGUUUCCUCUGGGAGUUAAUCAAUUGCGAGGACUAAUCGCCGAUCUCGAAGCAGGUGUUGCUCUUGGUGCUUUUGAUCUCGGGAAGUUGGAGGGACAUCUCGAUCUGGUCGUGGCCUUUGAAGGAAAGACCCAGGCGCCGAUGCGCAUCGAGGAGUUGCUAGAGGAGGCAUGGAAGAUAUAAUCUAGUGUAUAAAGGGUAUGCGGGAUGUUUCGCUCGCGUAGGUUUCAGUGC